UCCACUUCAAACUUAGAUGCAUAUCAUGAUGGAGUGAACUCAUAUAACGAAGAUGUUUAAACGAGAUUAACUGUGUUGCAGACCAAGCUCCUUCACCAAUAUUGCCUAAACUUGCUACUUUCGUCACGUCAUAAACGACCAGCCGCAUUACGAUAAUACAUGGGCUACAUGUUGCGCGAAUCAGAGCAGGUGGCGAGCAAAGCAGUGCUCAAAACCUACAGCGAGAGAGCUGAAAUGAUCCCAGCCAGUAGGAGUCAAAAUCCUGUAACGCAACACGGUCUUCGAGGCGGCAUCCAUAAGUCGAGAAUGCACCGACUCUGGUCGGAUUCUUCCAGUUGUUCACUAAGAAUUCGUCCAAGACCUGAAAAACGGUUCAGUGGUGGCAAACGCAUAGAAAGAUACGCCCACGAGAUGGAUGACUACAGACAACUUGCCAACCGUAACCUCACUGUAGAUUAAUAUCAGUUCUCAUUUGUUGGCACAGAAGAGCGAAUGUAGGUGGUAUAAGAAGCAGCCAGUUUGAUAACGACUGCAUUGGAAUUGGGCUAGUCCAUG
This is a messenger RNA of Suillus subaureus, 555 nucleotides long. RefSeq lists its product as uncharacterized. Lineage: Eukaryota; Fungi; Basidiomycota; Agaricomycetes; Boletales; Suillaceae. The record is from RefSeq and is a predicted model, not a curated record. The transcript has a single exon. The coding region runs from base 160 to 459 and encodes 99 amino acids.